Messenger RNA from Manis javanica (Malayan pangolin), 1486 nucleotides. RefSeq names its product DnaJ heat shock protein family (Hsp40) member C25 (gene DNAJC25). Lineage: Eukaryota; Metazoa; Chordata; Mammalia; Pholidota; Manidae. The record is from RefSeq and is a predicted model, not a curated record. Gene Ontology annotation, cellular component: endoplasmic reticulum membrane. Gene Ontology annotation, biological process: protein folding.
GUGACGUGGAGCUGGCCCCGGGCGUCCGAGCUGGGCGAGCUGCCGAGAGCCGGAGAGUGGCUGGGCUGGCGGAGCGGCGGCCGGGGCCGGGAUGGCAGCGCCGCUCGUUGGGCGCGGGGGAGCCGGGGCUGCCGGCCGACGCUGGCUGGUGCUGCCGGCGCCCCUGCUGCUAGCCUUACUGCUGGCGCGGCCUGCGGGGGCCUUGGUGGAGGGGCUCUACUGCGGCACGCAGGACUGCUACGCGGUGCUGGGCGUGAGCCGCACGGCGAGCAAGGCGGAGAUCGCGCGGGCCUACCGCCAGCUGGCCCGGCGCUACCACCCCGACCGCUACCGCCCCGAGCCCGGCGAUGAGGGUGCCGGACGCACGCUGCAGAGCGCCGAGGAAGCCUUCCUGCUGGUGGCGACUGCCUACGAGACUCUCAAGGAUGAAGAAACACGAAAAGAUUAUGACUACAUGCUGGAUCACCCAGAAGAGUACUAUAGCCAUUACUAUCACUACUACAGCAGGCGCUUAGCUCCUAAAGUGGAUGUUAGAGUUGUGAUUUUGGUCAGUGUGUGUGCUAUUUCAGUGUUUCAGUUUUUCAGCUGGUGGAAUAGCUACGACAAGGCAAUCAGCUACCUAGCCACGGUCCCCAAGUACCGGAUCCAAGCCAUGGAGAUUGCCAGGCAGCAGGGGUUGCUCAGAAAAGCCAAAGAGAAGGGUAGAAACAAAAAGUCCAAAGAGGAAAUUCGUGAUGAGGAGGAGAACAUCAUAAAGAACAUUAUAAAAAGUAAAAUAGAUAUAAAGGGGGGCUAUCAGAAACCCCAGAUACGUGAUCUUCUUUUGUUUCAAAUUCUCCUAGCUCCUUUUCACCUGUGCUCAUACAUAGUCUGGUAUUGCCGGUGGAUCUAUAACUUCAACAUCAAAGGCAAGGAAUAUGGGGAAGAAGAAAGACUAUAUAUCAUACGUAAAUCUAUGAAGAUGUCAAAGUCUCAGUUUGAUAGUCUAGAAGAUCAUCAGAAAGAAACAUUUCUUAAACGGGAGCUCUGGAUAAACGAGAAUUAUGAGGUUUACAAACAAGAACAAGAAGAAGAACUCAAGAAAAAAUUAGCAAAUGAUCCAAGGUGGAAGAGAUAUAGGAGAUGGAUGAAGAAUGAAGGGCCUGGACGACUAACAUUUGUGGAUGACUAGAGAUUGCUGGAAUGCUGCGAUGCCAAAACUUAAUUGUGAUAUUAUUUUCGGAACUGAAUUAUUUUCAAAAUGAGUGGACUGUUCCACAACAGUAACUAAAAUUCCUCAAGGUUUUGAUUAAAUAGAAUAAUGUAGAAAUUUAAACUUUUCCUUAAGAAACUUUAUACAUAAGACAUUUAUGAUCACUUUUUAUAAUCUAUUUGUGGAUUUUGUUAAAAGAUUUGACAUGAAGAUUUAUUAGUUGUCAUUUAAAAUUUUUCUAUGUUUAGUUAAAAGAUUUGACAUGAGAAUUUAUUAGAUACCAUUUAAAAUUUU